AUGGCGCACAAUAUCUUGAAAAAACAGAAAAAGUAUGAUACUGCUCAUGGUACUGCUUAUGGUACUGCUUAUGGUACUGAGUAUGGUACUGAUCAUGGUACUGUUUAUGGUACUGAUUAUGGUACUGAUCAUGGUACUGCUUAUGGUACAGCUUAUGGUACUGAUCAUGGUACUGAUUGUGGUACUGCCUAUGGUACUGCCUAUGGUACUGAUUAUGGUACUGCCUAUGGUACUGAUUAUGGUACUGCUUAUGGUACUGGUUAUGGUACUGCUUAUGGUACUGCUUAUGGUAUUGCUUAUGGUACUGCUUUAUGUACUGUUUAUGGUACUGAUUAUGGUACUGACUGUGGUACUGAUUAUGGUACUGAUUGUGGUACUUAUUAUGGUACUACUUAUAGUACUGUUUAUGGUACUACUUAUAGUACUGUUUAUGGUACUGAGUAUGGUACUGAUUAUGACACUGAUUAUGGUACUGAUUGUGGUACUGAUUGUGGUACUGAUUAUGGUACUGGUUAUAGUAUUGAUUAUGUUACUGACUAUGGUACUGAUUAUGGUACUGCUUAUGGUACUGCUUAUGGUACUGAUUAUGGUACUGCUUAUAGUACUGUUUAUGGUACUGAUUAUGGUACUGACUGUGGUACUGAUUAUGGUACUGAUUGUGGUAUUUAUUAUGGUACUACUUAUAGUACUGUUUAUGGUACUACUUAUAGUACUGUUUAUGGUACUGAGUAUGGUACUGAUUAUGACACUGAUUAUAGUACUGAUUGUGGUACUGAUUGUGGUACUGAUUAUGGUACUGGUUAUAGUAUUGAUUAUGGUACUGCUUAUGUACUGAUUAAGUUACUGACUAUGGUACUGAUUAUGGUACUGCUUAUGCUACUGAUUAUGGUACUGGUUAUGUUACUGCGAGUCGGCAUUGUUUUAAAGAUACAUAUUGUGGCCUGUGGGAGUCAUGUCAUAAACACCUUAUUAUGCAUAUCUUACAAAUCUGAAAACAACAACUAG
Messenger RNA from Saccoglossus kowalevskii, 1005 nucleotides. RefSeq names its product putative per-hexamer repeat protein 5-like. The record is from RefSeq and is a predicted model, not a curated record. NCBI's taxonomy places the organism in Eukaryota, Metazoa, Hemichordata, Enteropneusta, Harrimaniidae.